AUGAAAGAAGGACAACAUUCUUGGCUAUCUAUUGUUUGGUUUUGUCUCAUCUGCAAUGCCUUUGUUCUUGUUUCAAGCCAGCCAUUGGCUUUGAACUGCAAUUCCAAGGGUGGCAAAGAUGAAGAUGGAAGAAAGUGGGAACCGGAUGAGAAGUACCUUAAAUCAUCCAAUGGUUCAACCCUGGUUCAAGCUGGAUAUCAAGACCCUUCCCUUCUUUCGAAAAUCCCAUACAUGAAUGCUCGAAUCUUCACGUCUCUGGCGACGUAUGAGUUCCGGAUAAAAUCGGAGGAACGGUACCUGAUCAGGUUUCAUUUUUACCCUUCAGGUUACUCCAAAUUCAAUAUCAGUAAUUCAUAUUUCUCUGUGACUGCUGGUGGAGUCACCCUGAUGAAGAAUUUCAGUGCUGAAAUCACAUGUAAAGCCCUCACACAGGCUUAUCUCGUUAGAGAGUACUCAUUGGCACCUUCGGAUUCCAAGACUCUAACCAUUACCUUCACACCUUCUAAGAACUACACCAACUCUUUCGCAUUCAUAAACGGGAUCGAAUUGAUCGCCAUGCCGAAUCUGUUCGGCAUGACGGGUAUGGUGGGAUUGGGAUAUCUAAAGGAAAUCGAUGUUUCGCUCGAGAAUCUCCAGGCGAUGUUCAGGCUGAAUGUUUGUGGACAGACUAUUCCUCCUAGCAAAGACUCUGGUGCUAUGUAUAGGAUUUGGUAUAAUGAUGACCCUUACAUUUUCGGUUCUACAUUGGGUAUCUGUACUGGGGCGCCAAAAGAUUUAAAGAUCGAUUACGGAAAGUCGUUGCGUUCUACGGCUCCCGAAGAUGUUUAUCGGACGGCUAGAUCGAUGGGAGAAGAUGCGGGACUGAACACGAAGUUCAACCUGACAUGGAUAUUUCAGGUUGAUGCCAAUUUCAUAUACGUUGUAAGAUUUCAUUUCUGUGAGUUCGUAUAUGACAGCCCGAAUCAAAGAGCUUUCAAUGUUUACAUCAACAAUAAAUCUGCACAAGUUGCACCACAUCCGGUUGAUUUAAUUGACUGGACACGCAAAAAAGGUGCUCCAAUUUACAAAGAUUAUGCAGUACAUGUUGCUGAUGGUCCAGGUGAUGCAAUGAUUCUGAUACAAAUGACUCCGGCGACCGAAAUGAAAACGCAGUUCCAUGAUUCUCUGCUCAACGGGGUUGAAAUAUUCAAGUUGAACGACGGAAACAAGAACUUGGCCGGACGCAAUCCGCACCCGUCGUCCAUGCUUCUUAAAGCGGUGACAGAGCAGGAGAGGUCUUUCGACACCAAAUCCGACAACAAUAAUGCUGUAAUUGCAGGUGCUGCAGCAGCUUUUGUGCUGGUUGCAUUGACGGUUUUGGCCUCCAGGAAGAGGAAACAAGAGGCUGGAGUCGAGGCGCAUACGUCUAGCUGGUUACCGGUUCGUGGGAACUCCCAUUCAAAUGAAAGCAAAGAUGGAAAGAGUCAUAAUAGCCACGCUUUGGCAUUGGCUCAAGGCCUUUCUCGCCAUUUCUUCAUAUCGGAAAUCAGACAAUCCACGAAGAACUUUGACGACUCUAACGUCAUCGGAGUCGGAGGUUUCGGUAAUGUGUACAAAGGAGUUAUCGACGGAGGCACCAAGGUGGCUAUCAAGCGAUCCAAUCCGACAUCUGAACAAGGCAUUAACGAGUUCCAAACCGAAGUCGAUAUGCUUUCGAAGCUGAGACACAAGCAUUUGGUCUCGUUGAUUGGUUUCUGCGAGGAUGGUGGCGAAAUGUGCUUGGUUUACGAUUACAUGGCUCUCGGAACUUUAAGGGAACACCUUUACAGCAACGAGGAAGCUCAUCUUUCAUGGAAACAGAGGCUGGAAAUCUGCAUUGGAGCAGCAAGGGGACUUCACUAUCUCCACACAGGAGCCAAGUACACCAUCAUUCACAGGGAUGUAAAGACAACAAACAUUCUCUUGGACGAAAAAUGGGUUGCCAAAGUUUCCGAUUUCGGGCUGUCAAAAACUGGUCCCGAAAUGAAUCAAGGCCAUGUAAGUACAGUCGUAAAAGGUAGCUUUGGUUACCUUGACCCCGAAUACUUCCGAAGACAACAACUCACGGAGAAAUCCGACGUUUACUCCUUCGGCGUCGUCCUAUUCGAGGCAUUAUGCGCUAGGCCAGCUCUGAACCCUAAACUUCCGAAGGAACAAGUCAGUCUUGCAGAUUGGGCACGCCAUUGUCACAAGAAAGGAACACUAGAAGAGAUCAUCGACCCUCAUCUGAAAGGGAAAAUAAAACCGGAAUGCCUAAAGAUAUUCGCAGACACGGCGGUGAAAUGCCUAUCCGAUCAGGGAAUCCAGCGGCCUCACAUGGGCGACGUCCUGUGGAACCUCGAAUUCGCUCUUCAGAUGCACGGAACCACAGAAGCAUCAACCGAGGCAGAGUGA
Messenger RNA from Hibiscus syriacus, 2412 nucleotides. Its product is annotated as receptor-like protein kinase ANXUR1. The transcript has a single exon. Gene Ontology annotation, cellular component: plasma membrane; plasmodesma. Gene Ontology annotation, molecular function: transmembrane receptor protein tyrosine kinase activity; ATP binding. Gene Ontology annotation, biological process: protein autophosphorylation. NCBI's taxonomy places the organism in Eukaryota, Viridiplantae, Streptophyta, Magnoliopsida, Malvales, Malvaceae. The record is from RefSeq and is a predicted model, not a curated record. The coding region runs from base 1 to 2412 and encodes 803 amino acids.